Molecule: messenger RNA, 3100 nt
Organism: Paramuricea clavata
Lineage: Eukaryota; Metazoa; Cnidaria; Anthozoa; Malacalcyonacea; Plexauridae
Source: the annotation of a GenBank genome assembly
AUGAUCUCUUUUUGGUUACGUUACGCAGAAGUACUUUAUUUUAAAGUACGUGCUAGAAGUAAAGUCUGCUUUCCAGUUACGCGUUUUUGCACGUGCGUGUACGCACGGAAAAGUUAAUAUUCCUUUUAACUUUUCCUUAUGAAAUUACUAGUUGCAUAAAAAGACAGCAUACAACUUGAUGUGUGAUUUAAUGUGCAUUCGUUAAGGUAAUUAGUACUUGAAUAAAAUUUAGAAAGAUUUGAACUUGCGUACACGCACGUGGAAAAAACGCGUAACUGGAAAGCAGCCUUAAGUUAAAGCUGCAUUUCGAUCGCGGUUCAGUCAAACUGCUGCUGGGACCCCGGGGUUCUGUCGAAACCCGGUGCACCCACAGUCGAACAGUGGAUGCUUUCGUUAAAAAAUUAAACAUCGAAUUUUCUUUUUCAGUUUUCCGCUAGUGUAGCACUCGCGUUGGAAACCAAGACAUUAACGGGAAACCUGCGGCAUGAGUUCGUCAGAGAUAUUUGCACUCAUAUAUCGUCAAACGGCGUGUAUUUUCUGAACAAGCUAGAAAGAAACCUGGUCGCCACCGCCAUAGUGACAAAAUACCCCUUUCUUAAAGAUCCCAUUGGCAGCGGAUUGGUGAGUUUGUUAUUAUUUGUACUUUUUAUUUUUGAUUCGAGUUCAUUACUCUUUGCGGUUAUCCUGAAUGAAUUUAUACGAGGAUGGCCGAGCUACGCUAGCAACGAUUGCACGGCGCGUGAAAAACCCUUAGGCUAUGACGUUAUGGCUGAAGUUAACUUUGCUUAGAUUGUUGUAACAACAUUUAUAUCUCAUGUGCGUCGGUUUUCUUUGUUCGUCCGAGGUUUAUAACUAGCUUAUAUACCUUGAAUAAAUGAUUAGAUGAAACUUGUAGACAAAACGCGAGAAUUUUUCAUUAAAAAUUUUUGAAAAUGACAAAAUAUGUUGGAAAACCUCCGCAAAUGAGAUAUAAGUUAGUUAUAAACCUCGAAAGUCGGUUUAUAACUGAUAUAUUGCCCUCGGACGCUACGCGUCCUCGGGGUCAAUAUAUCAGUUAUAAACCUCCUACUCGGUUUAUAACUCUAACUUAACUGAUGUUGUUUGUGUUGCUUGAAAGGGCUCCUGGGAAGAAGCCAUCAAAAACCGGUUCAAACAUGUCCGUAAAUAUGAUGCAAAGAAGAGGAAACUCAUCAAUUCAGAUACUACCACACCUACCAAAGCUGCACCACCUGUUAAGAGAACAAAAAAGUCAGAUUUCUGGAAUGAAGUUCCAAAUUAUAUUAAUGAAAACGAGGUCUUUCUCGAUGAGCAUAUUGCAGAGUUAGAAAAGCAAUGCUCCAGACCACCAAGCCACCAAGAUACCGGAAAAAUCAAGCUGCUGAUGGCUCAAACUUUUGAAUAUAGAAGAAAAGAAAUCUUGACCACCCUCGUUCCCGUUAAGGACAUACUGGCGAAAUAUCCCCCUCUCGCCACGGCUAUGGGGGUAAGUGCUUGGGACUAAAUCCAGAUCCAAAAUACAGUGGAGCGAGUACAGUAUUUAUUAUAAAUACGCAGUUAUAUAUUGAUUAUUUGUUUAAAUCUUAAAAUUAUAUAGAUUCGUCAUGAAUUCUGUAGAGUGGUGAAGGACGACAAUGCAGUGCUAGAAAUCAAGGAAAUGUUUACAAAGUACAAGUCAGCAGUUGUUCAAUAUUGCAAGAAGCUACCCCGAAAAGCGCAAUUCGUCAAAAGCCUUCUUAGCUCCUUGCAAGAAGCGACGACAAAGGAACUUGUCUCAGUUGACAGUAAGAUAAUUUAUUGUUAUGCAUGCGAUUCAAAUUAAUAUAGCGCGUAUAACACAUAUUAACAAAAUCGUUCAAUAAAUAAUGCAAUACAAUAGCAAAUAUAAUUAUUAAUACGUUCCUACAAUUUGUAGACAUUGAAAGCAUGUUCGCGUUGAUGGUUCUACCAGAAUUAUUACGGCUAAAAAACAGGAAAACUCAAAGCAGUCUAGUUGAGAUUCUCAGUGUAAGUAUUAUAGCUAUUUAAUAAUAUUUUUAAUAAACAGUGAUCUUUACAGUUAAUUUAGAGAAGGCGAAAGGUUCAGUUAACAUCACAUAAAAACCACAGUAUUUUGCUAAAGUAAAAUAUCAUAUUUACUUCAUAUAUUACCUUUACUCUAUCUUUCACUGUUGAGAGUUGGAAAAUUAUUCUUUGUACGGUCUUACGUUCUUUAUUGAACAAAUUGCUGUUGAAUAUAUGUCAAAUCAGCGUACUAGAACGCAGCCAUAGUAGGGGUGCACCGGAACUCGGUUCCAGCCGGAACCCCGAUUUUUUAGAGUUCCGGUUCCGGCCGGAACUAAUAAAAAAAGCAUGGCCGGAACCAGAACUCUGUCGUUUUCAGACAGAUAGAAUAUCAAACGUUUUUGUGUCUAACAAAAGGUCAUAGUAGGAAGAUAUUUGGAGUACGCAAGGGAAAUGUACACUAUUAACACUUCAUUAUGGUGUUUAACAUUUGUCAAUCUUUUCAUUCUAACAUUUGCGAGCUCUCUCCUUGAAGACUUGAAGUGUCUGCCUGUCUGGCAGCAGACAAAGUAACAUAGGACUACAUAUGGCUCAAUAAAUUAGUUCCGGUUCCGGCCGGAACUUUUUUCCAGUUCCGGUCGAAUCCGGUUCCGGCCGGAACUUAAAAAACUGGUUCCGGUGCACCCCUAAAUUGCCAUAGUGUACUUAAACACUGUUGCUAAUCUCUUUUAUAGUGGGAAAAUAUUAUGCUACUUUUACGUUUUAUUUUUAGGAAGACGAUGAUUUCCAAGCUUUUGUGAGUGGGACAACUUUUCCGAUGCUCAUGGGCGUUGGAGAGAACCCGUUGGUUCCCAAUCGUCUGGCAAUUUGCGUGGAAGGACAAGUUUUGCUAGAUGUAACUCAUCUCCCAGGAGAGACAGUAAUAUCAUGUUUGUAUUGUGUUUACUAUAUUUUUUCUAUUGCUUACCCAGUUGAACACAAAGAUUUCUUUUAUUUUAUCGAUUCUUAUUUAUUUGGAUUGGAAUGUUCUAACGGACAGAAACGCAUUUCUGUCCAAACAUUCGUUAAAGAUUUGGUACAGUAUACGAACAAAGAGUAA